This is a messenger RNA of Lepus europaeus (European hare), 2391 nucleotides long. RefSeq names its product enolase superfamily member 1 (gene ENOSF1). The record is from RefSeq and is a predicted model, not a curated record. The coding region runs from base 23 to 1276 and encodes 417 amino acids. Gene Ontology annotation, molecular function: magnesium ion binding; L-fuconate dehydratase activity. The transcript is spliced from 16 exons. Lineage: Eukaryota; Metazoa; Chordata; Mammalia; Lagomorpha; Leporidae. Gene Ontology annotation, biological process: amino acid catabolic process; carbohydrate catabolic process.
CUCUGCGAGUGGUGCGGACGCUAUGGUGCGCGGCAGGAUAUCCCGGCUCUCGGUCCGCGACGUGCGCUUCCCCACGUCGCUCGGGGGUCACGGCUCGGACGCCAUGCACACGGACCCUGACUACUCAGCUGCCUACGUCAUCAUAGAGACCGAUGCAGGAGAUGGACUCACAGGAUGUGGAAUUACCUUCACGCUGGGGAAAGGCACUGAAGUUGUUGUCUGUGCUGUGAAUGCCCUCGCCCACCAUGUCCUUCACAAGGAUCUCAAGGACAUUGUCGGUGACUUCAGAGGCUUCUACAGGCAGCUCACGAGUGACGGGCAGCUGAGAUGGAUCGGUCCCGAGAAAGGUGUGGUGCACCUGGCCACAGCGGCCGUCCUCAACGCCGUGUGGGACCUAUGGGCCAAGCAGGAGGGAAAGCCCCUAUGGAAGUUGCUUGUGGACAUGGACCCCAGGACGCUGUUGUCCUGCAUCGACUUCAGGUACAUCACUGACGUCCUGACCGAGGAGGAUGCCUACGACAUACUGCAGCAAGCUCAAGUUGGUAAAAAAGAAAGAGAAGAACAAAUGCUGACACACGGCUACCCUGCUUACACCACGUCGUGCGCCUGGCUGGGGUACUCAGAUGACAUGUUGAAGCAGCGCUGCGCGGAGGCACUGAAGGACGGCUGGACCAGGUUUAAAGUAAAGGUGGGUGCUGAUCUCCAGGAUGACAUGCGCCGAUGCCGCCUCAUCAGAGACAUGAUUGGACCAGAGAAGACUCUGAUGAUGGAUGCCAACCAGCGCUGGGACGUGCCUGAGGCCGUGGAGUGGAUGUCAAAGCUGGCUGAGUUCAAGCCAUUGUGGAUUGAGGAGCCGACGUCCCCCGAUGACAUUCUGGGGCAUGCUACCAUUUCCAAGGCGCUGGUCCCACUAGGAAUUGGCGUUGCCACUGGGGAACAGUGCCACAAUAGAGUGAUAUUUAAGCAGCUCCUACAGGCGAAUGCCCUGCAGUUUCUCCAGAUUGACAGCUGCAGACUGGGAAGUGUCAAUGAGAACCUCUCAGUGAUACUGAUGGCCAAAAAAUUUGGAAUUCCUGUUUGCCCCCAUGCUGGUGGCGUCGGCCUCUGUGAACUGGUCCAGCACUUGAUUAUAUUUGACUACAUAGCAGUCUCUGCAAGCCUUAAAAACAGGAUGUGUGAAUACGUCGACCACCUGCAUGAGCACUUCAAGUAUCCUGUGACAAUCAAGCAGGCUUCCUACAUGCCUCCUAAGAGCAAAAAGAACUUUCACCUUUAGCCCAACCCCUGAAGACUGAUAAUAUCCUUCCAACAACCAUUGCGGAAACAUACUAAACAGCCAUCUCCAUUUUAAUAGUUGGAUGUGGGUUGUACCCUUCAAUCUGAAAAUCUUCAGCUUUGAAAUCAUCAAUCGUCUCAACUUUUCGAAGAAUUUUGAGCUUCGGGAAAGGUCUUGGUUCUCGCUGAAGCUAAAAAAAAAACAAUUAAGACCAUGAUGUGGCCAUGUUUGCACAAGCUGCCUUAAUUGUGCUCCCAGGGCCUCUUCACACAACUAGUACGCAGUAUUCAAUCAACAAGGUUUUACUUCACAGGGCUGUUAAGACUGCAGCUACCUCAACCCUGGUUAUGCGUCCUCCCACACAGCUCCAACAUGAAGGGUACUCUGUUGGCAUUACACAGUGUCAGGAACCUGGUAGCUCACCAGGCGUAAAUUCUUACUGUCACACCUGGUAAAUUAAAGCUGGGGACACAGGCUUUUACUUUUCUGUGUCUGUAACUCCCAGUAGCACUCAACAUGGAUACUUGAUUUCCACAGUCCCUAUCGCAACUGGCCCUGGCAGGAAGCAGAAGGGAAGACAUCUGCUGAUAGCUGACACAGAAGGAGAUGCAAGGCAGGGCUCCUGGGACCAACAGACGGCAGUGAUUGGGACAUGGACACACAGGUUACAACUUCACAUCACCGUGUCCAACACAAGAAGAACAGACAGAAGCACCCUUCCCUCUACUCAAAAUCAGCCAAAGCAGCCAAGCUCUUGCAAAAGAGUAACUUUAAAAACUCAGCUCUGGGGGACAGUGCUGUGGCACAGCAGGUUAACGCCCUGGCCUGAAGCACCAGCAUCCCAUAUGGGCGCCGGUUCAAGACCCAGCUGUUCCACUUCCAAUCCAGCUCUCUGCUAUGGCCUGAAAAAACAGAAGAUGGCCCAAGUCCUUGGGCCCCUACACCCACGAGGAAGGCCCAGAAGAAGCUCCUGGCUUCAGAUUGGCGCAGCUCUGGCCAUUGUGGCCAAUUGCGGAGUGAACCAGUAGAUGGAAGACCUCUCUCUCUCUCUCUCUCUGCCUCUCCUUCUCUCUCUGUGUAACUCUGACUUUCAAAUAAACUUAGCUCUAAAGGGA